AUGGUUGGUUAUAUGAUAAAAAAAAAUAAAGCAACGACUGUAUUAAAGUGUAACAUUGCUGAUUGUCAUUGCGAAAAAUUUUUUCGUGGUAAUAGUUGCAAUUUAUCAGUACGUUCAUGUGACGAAUGCAAACAUAGUUUUGUUAAUCAUGUUAUUAAUUUAAAUGAAUUAGAUUCUGAUGAAAUUAUAAAACAUUUAACUGCUGAACAUAUCUAUGAAUUAUGUAGACUUUGUUUAUAUGGUACAACCGUUAUAUCACCACGUAUAAAAAUUUUACUUGAUCACAUAUUAGAUACAUUAACUCAAGCUGAACGAGAUAAUAUAUUAAAAUCUUUAAAAUGGUCUAUUGAUGAUUAUGAAAAAUCUUACAUAGAACAUAAUUUCAAUAAUUCAUCAUCAAAUUUCAAUUUAAUAAUGCCAUCCUCCGACGAAGAAGAUCAAUAUUUAUUACCCCAAUUUCUUCGUUUUGAAUCAACUCGUUUACUUGCACAAUAUUUCCUUCAAGUAGCUCAACAACAACGUAUAUCCCCACAUUGUCCAUCAUCAAAUGGUCGUUCGCCAUCACCAUCAGCGACUGAAUCAAAACCAACAAAUUUUUCAUCAGCAGCACUAUCUUUAUCUGUACCACCACCAACAUUACCAUCAGCUACAACACCAAAUGUUUUACUUCGUCCACCAGGACCAUUUCCAUUUCCAUCACCAUGGCCAUCAACUGAUAUUCAAAUGAUGAAUUUACUUAUGGCACAAUUAUCAAAUCCUUUAAUGAUGAAUUAUGAUUUUCGUCGUAUUGGAAAUAAUCUUUUACCAACAGCAGCUGCUGCCGCUGCUGCUGCUGCGGCGGCUGCAACAAAUAUGUCUUCACUUUCAAAUUCAUCAUCAAAAAAUGAAGAAACAAAUGGUAAACAUUAUGAUUUACCUGAAAUAAAUAAUAAUGAAAUUAUAAGAAAAUCUUCAACAAAACGUAAACGUCUUUGUUCACCAUUGAAUCUUUCAACAACAUCACGUUCACCAAAUGAUUUACCACCAUCAACUGAAUCUAUUGCACGUAUAUCUGAUAGUUCAUUAUCAUCAACAACAAGUAGUUUAACAAACAAUACCAAUAAUAAUAAUAAUCAUCAUCAUACACAUACAAAUAAUUUAUCGACAACAACAACAUCAUCAUCAUCAGCAGCAGCAGCACGUAAACGUCUUUCAUUAAGUGAACAACGUAUUUUAGUUAGUCCACAUGGAAAGAAACGUGUUCAAUGUAAUGUAUGUAUGAAAACAUUUUGUGACAAAGGUGCACUUAAAAUACAUUUUUCGGCUGUACAUUUACGUGAAAUGCAUCGUUGUACAACACCUGGUUGUACAAUGAUGUUUUCAUCACGACGUUCAAGAAAUCGUCAUUCAGCUAAUCCAAAUCCUAAAUUACAUUUACCAAGACCAAAUGCAAUGUCUCAUCGAUAUCAUACAACUGGUCCGAUUAUAUCUGAUGGUAAACAUCAAUCACAAGUUAAUUUAUAUUUAGAUGAUGAAGAUGAUAAUAUUUCAUCAAAUAUAUCAUCUUCGAUGGAUGAUCAACAAGAAGAUGAUCGAGUAGAAGAAGAAGAAGAACUUGUAUCAUAA
Adineta steineri is the source of this 1605-nucleotide messenger RNA. The record is from the annotation of a GenBank genome assembly. Lineage: Eukaryota; Metazoa; Rotifera; Eurotatoria; Adinetida; Adinetidae.